AUGCUUGUGGGCGCCUCGAUCAACAUGACCCUCUCCAGCGGCCAGUCGUGGCAGGGUGUCGUCUCUGGCAUCUCUGGCGACACACCGCUCAUCGUGCGGGCCGAGGUGAUUCGAGGGCUGCGGUGCGCUGAGGGCGCGGCCGAGGACGGUGCCUGCAUUUUCGGGCUCAAACUCUUCGGCUCGACCGCGCCUUCGGGCGUGCCAACGGAGCAAAUCGAUGAGAAGCAGCACUCUGCCGGGCGGCCGUACGAGCUGAUCGUGUCGAGCUGCACACUGCGCGGCAACCUGCGCGGGACGCCGCCGCGGGCGUCCUACCACGUCUCGCUGCUCGGCUGGGACGGCGCCUCCGACCUCACCCUUUCAACGUUCGAGGCUGACGCGCCCCUCCUUCGCCCCUACUGCGUGCCCGCGGGAAGCGCGGCCCCCUCACCGCGCCACUCGCAUGGCGCUGCGCUGGUCUCCUCCCGCCACGCACGGGGCGACCUGAUGCUCAUGUUUGGAGGCUCACUCCAGCACGGCCAGCCGCCGUCCGAGGGCGCCGGCGACGGCCUAGUCCUCUCCGCCGCACGCCCGUCGGCGGAGCUUUGGGCGCUGCACGUCCCCUCCCGCACUUGGCGGCUGCUCGGGCCGGAUGUGUUGCCGCCGCAGCCGCCGCGUCCGGUGGCCGGUGCCGACAGGAACUGGCGCCUCUUCCCCGCGGGCUCGUCGCCAUCGCCUCGCCGGCACCACGCCAUGGUUGCGGUGUCACUACCCGCCGACGACGAGGCGGCGCUCCUCCUCGUCGCCGGGCUGAGCGAGAUCGCCGCAGACGCCUCCCUUGGCGGCGAGCCAGGGGGUGGCGGCGGCGGCGGCGGCAUCGUGCUCCGCGACGUCUGGCGGCUGUGGCUGCCGCCUUCCGCCGAUGGCACCGUGCGGUGGGAGCCGCUGGCUGUCCGCGUCGCUGACCGCGCCGACGCCGUCCAGGGCGACGACCAGCCGGCGGAGCGGUACGGCCACACCGCUGUCGCCUUUGGCGACCGCGCGUUUGUCUACGGCGGCGUGCGGGAGUCUGCGCGCGCGCGCGAGGGCGAUCAGAGCUCUCGCUCCGGCGUGUCUUCGGAUGUGUGGGAGGUGAACGCGGCGACGGGCGAAUGGAGAGCGGUGAAGGCGGCGGUUCCGCCGCGCGGGCGUGCCUUCCACACCGCCACCGCCGUCGGCGAGGCGAUGCUCGUCUUUGGGGGUGUGGACGCGCAGGGCGAGACGCUGAACGAUUUGUGGGCGCUGCACGUGUCGACCGUGGUCGGAACGCAGUGGGCCGAGCUGCGGCCCCUCAGCGACUCGCGCAUGAGGCUCUUCCUCGGCCGCUCCCGCCACACGGCGCCGUUCGUCCGCCUCGCGCCUCCGAACUGCGCCGCCGCGUCGGCGCCCGCGUUCGCCACGAAUGGGACGGCGGGCGGCGGCGAGCCAGCGGGGGAGGGGCGGCUGACGGAGUUGCUGGCGUGCGUGCCUUGCCUCGCGGGCACCCGCGCGCUCCCCGCCUCGGCUGUUGAUGGAGGGGCCGCUGGUGGCCGGGGCGACGUCUGCCAGCUGUGCCCCGCGGGGUGGCUGACGACGGAGCCCGGCGCGUCGACGUGCCUGGCUUGCCCGGCGGGCACCUUCUCUAGCGAGCCCGGCGCCACUAGCUGGCGGGCGUGCCGCCUCUGCCCCUCGGGGAGCUACUCCCCCGAGGCUGGCGCCGCCUCCUGCCUUCCCUGCGGCGCGGCCGAGGCUUGCCCUGCCGGCUCCUCCCACCCACUCGACCCGUUGUCGUUGCCGAGCCACCCCACCGGCACCGCGCCAGCCCCGUCCAACGCGACGUGGUUUGUGGGCUCGGUCUCGUCGGACUUCUUCCCGCAGGCAGCGAGGCGCGCCCCCUCGACGGACCAGUCCCUCGCGCGCGCGCAGCUGGUCAUCACCACUCUGGGAGGCCUCUCGUUCUUCUCCUUUGUCGUCGUGCUCGGGCUGACUGCGCUCUAUCGCCCCCGCAUGGCCGAGCUCAUGCUGCGACGUGCAGACGUGCCGCCCAUCUCUGGCGGGCCAGGCAACUCGCGCGCGGGCGGGCUCUUCACCAUCGCGUACGCCUUCUUCUACGCCUCCUUCGCGCUGGCCUUCAUCCUGCAGUUCCUGUUUUUCAACGAGCACACUUCGGCCUCGCUCAUCCCCACCCCCUCGGAGCACUACUCGGUCACCGCCGCGACCUUUGACGCGCGGCUCACCGCCCUCGGCUACACGGCGGAGCAGUGCGUCCUGCCGCACGCGCCGCCGGGUGAGUCUGGCGCCUGCGCCGCCGGCAUCGCGGUGGCCGCGCUUGGAAUGCGACUCCCGGCCAACGGUGCAGACGUGUCGUGCACGUUCCAGCGCUCCACAGGCCCGGGCGACAGCGCGUGCGCCAUCACGUACCGCUGCGCAGAGUGCCACAUCGAGACGGCCGAGGCGCAGGUCCGCUUCGACCUCUCGGGCCGCUUCGCGUUUGCGCACCAGAUCACGUGGGAGGCCUCUGUCGCUUGGUCGCGCCGCCAGCCCAUCGAUGGACGCUCUUCGCUGCGCGCCUCCAUUCGCCCUCCGCCCGACGCGCUGCUGCGUGGCGCCCGCCCUUCCGAGGUGACGCUUGCUCUCGUCCCGACCGUCUACGAGAACUCGAUCAACAACACGCACGCGCGCGGCUUCCAGCUCCAGUACAUCGCGGCCACCGUCGGCGGGACGGUACGGGCGGAGCAGGUCGAUCCGAUCGACGGUACUGAGGGGCGCGUGGCGCUGUCGAUUCGGCUGCGGCCGCUCGAACAGGAGUACAAGCUGAGCGUCACCCUCGUCCGCACGCUCAUCGAGCUCAUCGCGCAACUGAUGGCGCUCGGCUCGGGCCUCUCCUUCCUCUGCCGGCUCACCCUCUGGCUUUACCUGCGCACGAUGCACUCGAGCGCCGCCAAGCUCGGCACACGCGUCCACGCGAGCGUGGUACGCCGAUCGCAGGGCCGCGACGAGCGGCCGCAUGUGCCGCGCCACGAGCGACGCGGGUCCAAGGGACGGUCCGAGGAGUGGGACCGCGCGCGCAUGAAGCGCUACGCGUCGCAUGGCGACCGUGCGCAGCUGCUGACCGACCGCAUGCCCUCCCCCCGCCGCUCGCCCGGCCGGCACCCCCUCGAGGCGGCGAGACCUCGCGACUCGCGGGACAGCCGUGGGAGUCUGCGCCUCGAGUCCUUCCGCGCGGACGAGUCCUUCCGUGUCAUGCCCACCGCCACUGCCGGCGUCUUUUGCAACGCGCCGCCCGGCAGCCGCAGUUUCACGCGGCACGCGACACCGCCGCUGCUGCAGUGGGGCUUCGUGAAGCUCGUCGAGGACGACACCACGUCGGACACCGAGGGCGGCCGAUCGUCCUCGGCGGGCCCAGAUCGGCCACGCGGCGCGGCGUCGGCGCUCCCGGAUGCCACGGCAGCCGCCUCCUCCUCUUCGUGGUGGCCGCCGCCACGGUCUGCGACGGGGAUGCACCCGCCGCCCUCUACGGGGUACCCGCGCUCUUUUGCAGAGACGUCAGAAGUCCCGCCGCCGCCGCCGCGCAGCGCAGAGUCCGGCAUCGCGAUGCAUGCGGUUGGCAAGGCGGGCCGGGACGGCGUGUCCGCGCAGCCGGCGAGCGGGAGGUCGCCUGAGCAGAGCGGGAGCAUCAUUGCAGGCAGCUUGAGUGGAGACAGCACUGACGGAGAGAGUUCUCCCCCCGCAGAGCGUCGGCAGCGAGGCGUCGGCAGCCUCCGACGCGGCGCUCUCGUCAACGACGCCCCUGCGCAACACACGAGGCGCAACAGCCGCGGCGGCUCACGGAGUCGAGCGAACGGCGGCGACGGCGGCGGGGGUGGCUGGGGCGGGCACUCGAGCGCCGCUGAGGGAGAGCGCCUUCCCCGCGACACCGACGCAAGGCGCGCGCUGACCGAGGCGUUCGGGGGAGGCGAGCCCGCGGAGCGGGGCUGUGCCUCCACCUUUCCCUCGCCAACGCAGAGUGAGGGCGCGCUUGCGGCGACGCUCCUGGCACAGACGCCGCCGCAGAGUGAGGCGGCAGUCGCAGGGGCAAGGCUAGCGAGCCCACCCGGUGCCGACCCGCUCUGCGUGCAGACGACAGACAGAAUGGACCAGCGUGAGGGCCAACCUGCCGGAUCGUCCGAUUUGAGCCGAUGCUCUGCUGGGUCGACCAACGCGACUGGCGGUGAGUGCGAAUCGGGCCGGUGGAGCCAGCCCGCGUCGCCAGGGACGCCGCUCACGCCGCCUCACGGAAACCCUCACUACACUGUGGUGGCUGGGAUGAAGUCUCCCUUUGGCAAAGCCUUUGCGAAUGGGAGCUGACGCGUACGUUUGUGGGAUGUCUGAGUCGUCUGAGUCUGAGAGUGAGGGAGAAAAAGGGUCAGUGCUAAGCAGAAACGAAGCGGUUGUGCAGGAAAG
Molecule: messenger RNA, 4440 nt
Organism: Emiliania huxleyi CCMP1516
Lineage: Eukaryota; Haptophyta; Isochrysidales; Noelaerhabdaceae
Exons: 7
Coding region: 1-4344 (1447 amino acids)
Molecular function (GO): protein binding
Source: RefSeq, a predicted model, not a curated record